AUGGCAUCGUCAAAUAAAUUUUUGAAUGUAAAAAAGGAAGACUCCUACUUGGCCAAGUUUACACAUGACACCAUCAUAUUGGCAGAAAAUUUAUUUAAAAUUAUUGCCAAGCCUUUCAGGCAUGGAGAUUCGUCAGCUUUGGAAGAGUAUGCUGAUGAGGGCAAUGUGGAGUCCAUCUCCUUCUGUUCGGAGGUGUUACCUUUUUACUGUAAAUCGGAGUUAAUUCAUCGGGGAGACGUUUUCAACGUCCGCUUUGGCCAUUCCUGCAUUUUCUACAAGAACAACAUAUACAUAUAUGGCGGCAACCAACUCAGCGAAUCCUUCAACUCGAAGCUGAUUAAGUUCAGCACUGAGAUGAAAGUGUUCAGCUUCGUGGAAGAACGGACCCCACCGCAGAGCCGGUACUACGCAACGCUGAAUUUAGUCUACUCUAGUGCCCUAAAAGAACAGUGCCUAUUCUUAUUUGGAGGAAAGCGGGGCAAGUACAUCACGAACGACACGUAUAUGUUUAAUUUAAGUAACAACACCUGGGAACACAUAAAGGUGCAAUUUUCUCCCCCCCCCGUUUUUGGACAUGUGUCUUUUAAAUACAAAAACAUCAUUUUCAUCCACGGAGGGAACAUGGGGAACCUAAACGUGAACAACGACAUUUGGUGCUUCUUCGAAGAGGAAAAAAAAUGGGUCAAAAUUAUGAGCAAGGAUGAGUAUUACAAGAAGGUGAUUUACAAACCCAGUGCCAGGUUUUUCCACUCGUGUUCUGUGUGCAUAUCUAAUCAGGGAAAUGACGUCAAGGCGUUUAUCUUCGGAGGGCUGAACUCCAACAAUAAGUGCGUUGAGGAUACCUUCUGGUGUUACUCCUUAAGUAACGGGAAGUGGACCCCAAUUGAGAAUUCCCUUGGGAAGAUCCCCGUGCAGCGAUUUGGACACAGCUCCACUGUUCUGAACGACAGGUGGUUCCUCCUCUGCGGGGGGUACAACUUCUGCUGGUACUCCAAGUCGGAGCUGAUGGACAUUCACGCGUACGAUAUCAAUUUGAACACCUGGUCAUGUCUGAACGUGUACGGCACACCUCUAGUUACUCACCAUUUUUAUGGAAAGAUCAUCCAAGUGGAUGAGAGUGGCUACUUCUUCAUCUUCGGGGGACUGCGCAACAACGAAAUGUCCAAUAAGAUUUACAAAUUCACGACGCUCCUCGCCACGCCAUACUUCAAAGCCCUGCGAGACAAGAUGGACGAAAUGGAAAAGAAGGUCCUCUACCUGGAAAAGAACCCAGUGCAGUUACUGAACCCGUCUUAUGGAAGAGAUAUAAACGAAAUAAAAGGCACCCUCAAUGGAAUUUCCUUCACGCUUGUCAAGUACAUACAGCUAGCUAGUGACAUAAAUGAAAAAAUAAAAAUCUCGAAUGAACUUGCCAAGAGUAACUAUCCACAACUGUCAGAGAAGUUUGAACAAUACAACAAGCAGUAUGACUCUUUGGUCAGCAGAAUUGACCACCUGGAUAGCACUCUCUCCGAUUCGGACCUCGAUGUUAGGAGGGGGGACAAUGAGAACAACUUGCGCAAGAGUAGCUCUAGUUUUACUCUAUCCAGCGAGCCGAGCGGCGAGCACAACGGUCAGGCGACCAAUGUGUUGUGA
Messenger RNA from Plasmodium cynomolgi strain B, 1635 nucleotides. Its product is annotated as kelch domain-containing protein. Bases 1 to 1635 code for a protein of 544 amino acids. The record is from RefSeq and is a predicted model, not a curated record. NCBI's taxonomy places the organism in Eukaryota, Apicomplexa, Aconoidasida, Haemosporida, Plasmodiidae. Gene Ontology annotation, molecular function: protein binding. The transcript is spliced from 6 exons.